This is a messenger RNA of Sphaeroforma arctica JP610, 279 nucleotides long. RefSeq lists its product as hypothetical. The record is from RefSeq and is a predicted model, not a curated record. NCBI's taxonomy places the organism in Eukaryota, Ichthyosporea, Ichthyophonida. The transcript has a single exon. The annotation marks the transcript as partial.
AAACUCUCGCAGCAGCUGGUCGCUGCCGGAUCCAGUGACAACCCCAAAUCUACCAAAGGCACAGCCACCACAGCCACACCAGUCAUGUACAUGAAGGCUUCAGCUACCUUCCAGCAAUUCAAGCUAACACUUGUCACCAGACAGAUAGUGUUGUGUGAGAUUGCGUCCUCUGGAUUGGGUGCCCAUGUGCGUACGAGUGCGGAUGGGACUUUUGCGACGAUGACGGUAGACGAUUUGCUGGUGCAGGAUCUCAGUCAAGAAAGGGGCCUACUACAGAAG